AUGCCUGCAGGGCCGAGUUCUGAGAACUCUGGGGACACAGUUCCAGACAGUCAGCAGCAACGGCAGCAGGAAGCCCGAGAAAACAGCCGGAGAACUCCCCUGCCCGCCACCAAGGGCCUCGUCAUCCUGACCCGACCCCUGCCUGCUUGGCUCCCUGGGACACAGGCGACUGACCUCAGGGGCCUGUGUGAAUGGCCAAGGCUGCAGAGGGACGGCGUGUACCGCUGGUUCUCCGAGCUGCCGUCGCCGCAGCGCGUGGAGUUCCUGUGCGGCCUGCUGGACCUGUGCAUCCCGCUCGAGCUGCGCUUCCUCGGCUCGUGCCUCGAGGACCUGGCCCGCAAGGACUACCACUCGCUGCGCGACUCGGAGAUCAAGGCCAACAACCCGGCCGACCUGGGCAGCCUCACCAACCUGACGGACGAGGUGGUGCGCAGCAAGCUGCUGGUGUCGCUGGCGCUGCUGGGCUCGGAGCAGCGCGAGGCGGCAGGCGUGCUCUACCGCACGCUCACGCACAUCGACUCCAUCAUCCACAACUACGGGCUGCAGCUCAACGAGGGCCGCACGGGCGAUGAGUUCCUGCUGCUCUUCACCAUGGCCUCCAACCACCCGGCCUUCAGCUUCCACCAGAAGCAGGUGCUGCGCCAGGAGCUCACGCAGAUCCAGAGCAGCCUGAGCGGCGUGGGGCGCAGCAAGCUGCUGGUGUCGCUGGCGCUGCUGGGCUCGGAGCAGCGCGAGGCGGCAGGCGUGCUCUACCGCACGCUCACGCACAUCGACUCCAUCAUCCACAACUACGGGCUGCAGCUCAACGAGGGCCGCACGGGCGAUGAGUUCCUGCUGCUCUUCACCAUGGCCUCCAACCACCCGGCCUUCAGCUUCCACCAGAAGCAGGUGCUGCGCCAGGAGCUCACGCAGAUCCAGAGCAGCCUGAGCUGCGGUGGCGGCGGCGGCCACGGGUCUCUUCAAGAGCCGAGGCUCCCGCCAGCAGUGGCAGUAACAGCCUGGAGGACGCACUGCGCACGUCAGCACAUUCCGCGGAGGAGGCGCCGCCCAAGAGGCCUGCCGGCAAACACGGCAGAGUGAGUGUUGAAAAGAUAGACCUGAAGGGAUUAUCACACACAAAAAAUGACAGGAAUGUUGAAUGUUCCUUUGAGGUCCUGUGGUCUGAUUCUUCAGUAACGUCAGUAACCAAAUCUUCCUCUGAAGUGACUGACUUUAUUUCAAAGCUAUCUCAGCUCUACCCCGAGGAGAAUUUGGAGAAGCUCAUUCCUUGCUUAGCCGGUCCAGAUUCGUUCUAUGUAGAGCGGAACCACAUGGACCUAGAAGCCGGCCUGCGGUAUUUGGCUUCACUACCUUCUCAUAUAUUGAAAAAUGAUCACGUAAAGAAAUUUUUCAGCACGUCAUCUCCCACCCAACAGCUUCAAAGUCCAAGUCCUGGCAGCCCCUCCCUUUCUAAAGUAGGUGCCGUGGUGGGCGUGUCUGGAAGGCCUGUGUGUGGAGUAGCCGGCAUCCCGUCUUCUCAGAGUGGGGCCCCACACCACGUGCAGCACGCGGCCAACACAGCGGCCACACUGCCCCACUGCUCCCACGCAGGGGGCACGGGCUCGGCCCUGGCCUACCGCGGCCAGGUAGAGACCUCGCCUGCCAUGCUGAUGCCCUCCGGCCUGCAGGCGCCGCAGACCCAGGAGCAGAACGGGAUUUUAGACUGGCUUCGGAAGCUGCGUUUGCACAAGUACUACCCGGUCUUCAAACAGCUCACCAUGGAGAAGUUUCUGAGCCUUACUGAGGAAGAUCUGAAUAAAUUUGAGUCGCUCACCAUGGGGGCCAAGAAGAAACUGAAGACCCAGCUGGAGUUGGAAAAGGAGAAAUCCGAGAGACGGUGCCUGAAUCCCUCAGCCCCGUCCUUGGCCACCAGCAGUGGGGUGGCUCGAGUGCCCCCCACCAGCCACGUUGGGCCAGUACAGAGUGGGCGAGGCAGCCAUGCUGCAGAGCUGCGGGUGGAAGUGGAGCAGCCCCCUCACCAGCUGCCUCGGGAGGGCAGCUCCUCGGACUACUCCAGCUCCUCCUCCAGCCCCAUGGGGGUGCAGGCCCGUGAAGAGAGCUCGGACAGUGCCGAGGAGAGCGACAGACGCCUGGAGGUGCACCUGGAGGGGCCCGAGAAGGAGAAGCCCGUGAUGCUCCUGAACCACUUCACUUCAAGCUCGGCCAGGCCCACCGCCCAGGUCCUCCCUGUUCAGAAUGAGGCCGGCUCCACCCCUGCCGGCCACCACCCCCUGCCCCCGCAGAUGCUGCCGGCCUCGCACGUCGCGCCCAUCCGGAUGCUAAGCUCCAUGCACAAACCGGAGAGGGGGAGCGCCGACAUGAAGCUCCUCUCGUCUUCUAUGCACUCGCUUUUGUCCCUCGAGGAGAGGAACAAGGGGCCUGGACCAAGAAGCAGCGUUAAGGUGGACAAGAGCUUCGGCACCACCAUGGUGGACGUGCUGCCCACGCCCCACCCACCCGUGCAGGUCCUCUCUGGACUUUCGGAGAGUAGUUCCAUGUCGCCCACAGUCUCCUUCGGUCCCCGGGCCAAAGUUGUGCACGCAUCCACGCUGGACAGGGUGCUGAAGACGGCACAGCAGCCAGCCCUGGCAGCCGAGAGCAGCACGGCCGGGGCGGGGGCGCCCAGCACGGUCUUGCACGUGGCUCGGCCACCCAUCAAGCUGCUGCUGUCACCGUCUGUCCCUGCGGAUCCCGCCAUCUCUGGGCCAACUUCCUGUCCUAAUAACGUGCAAAUAAGUGUGCCCCCUGCAAUAAUCAACCCCCGGACUGCUCUGUACACAGCCAACACCAAAGUUGCCUUCUCUGCAGUGAGCAGUAUGCCAGUGGGCCCCCUGCAGGGCAGCUUCUGUGCGAACAGCAACACUGCCUCAUCCAGCAGCCACCCUUCCACAUCAUUUGCCAACCUGGCCACCCUGCCCAGCUGCCCGGCCCCCAGCUCCAGCCCUGCACUCGCCUCCGUCCCUGAAAGCAGCUUCUACAGCAGCAGCGGUGGCGGCAGCUCCACAG
Molecule: messenger RNA, 3045 nt
Organism: Tupaia belangeri chinensis (Chinese tree shrew)
Lineage: Eukaryota; Metazoa; Chordata; Mammalia; Scandentia; Tupaiidae
Product: zinc finger CCHC domain-containing protein 14
Molecular function (GO): phosphatidylinositol binding
Source: RefSeq, a predicted model, not a curated record